Molecule: messenger RNA, 265 nt
Organism: Oppiella nova
Lineage: Eukaryota; Metazoa; Arthropoda; Arachnida; Sarcoptiformes; Oppiidae
Source: the annotation of a GenBank genome assembly
ACCAAAAGAAUUGACAGAACGUGUGAGGAAUGACAUGAAUGUCGACAUUCUUGUAACCAGAUUUGCAGCCUUCGCAGCAAUCCUUUUGGUUUUGGUCCACAUGUGCGGCCAGACAUGUGAAGUGAGCCCAACAACCAUUGCCCUCACACUUGCAGACCGUAAUCAAUGGCUCGGUUUGGUCGGACUUCUUGCACAGUCGACACACCGAGCAAUGGCUUCAAAACAAUGGGUGAAUGACUUAAAGAGGAAGAAUAGCACGAAAUAA